UGUUUCGAUGACUCCAAAUUACAUAACCUCAAAACAUUCUUCAAUUGUUUUUAGGAAAUUAGGAAAAGCCUAACAUUAGAAUCUUAUUAUAAUAAUAUAUACCAAAUGGAUGGAACUUUUGCUUACAUCAUUGUCCUCUUUCUUCUUACCUUAUUUUUUACAUUUAAGUUCUUACAAAAACGAAAUAGAACAACACCUUGGAACCAAACAAGUGCAAAGCUUCCUCCUGGUUCAAUGGGGUGGCCUUACAUAGGACAAACCCUUCAACUCUACUCUCAAGACCCAAAUGUUUUCUUCUUCACCAAACAAAAAAGGUACGGAGAAAUAUUCAAGACGAAGAUACUUGGAUGUCCAUGUGUGAUGUUGGCAAGUCCUGAAGCUGCACGUUUUGUGUUGGUGACACAAGCUCACUUAUUUAAACCAACAUAUCCAAAAAGCAAAGAACGUUUGAUUGGUCCUUGUGCUCUGUUUUUUCACCAAGGUGAGUAUCACAUGCGUUUGAGGAAGCUAAUUCAGAGAUCUCUCUCUCUUCAUUCACUUCGCAACUUGGUUCCUCAUAUUCAAGCCUUAGCCAUUUCCACCAUCAAAUCUUGGACUCAUGAUGGAACCAUAAUUAACACCUUUAAGGAAAUGAAAAAAUUUUCUUUUGAAGUUGGUAUUCUCACAAUUUUUGGCAAUCUAGAGUCACAUUUGAGGGAAGAGCUAAAAAAAAAUUAUUGGAUUGUUGAUAGUGGUUACAAUUCAUUUCCAUCUCAAAUCCCUGGUACUCAAUACAAAAAGGCACUAUUGGCAAGAAAGAGACUUGGAAGCAUUUUGAAGGAAAUAAUUAGUGAGAGGAAGGAGAAGAAGUUAAUUGAAAAAGAAAGAGAUCUUUUGAGCUGUUUAUUGAAUUGGAAAGGUGAAGGUGAAAAGUUAUCUGAUGAUGAAAUUGCAGAUAAUAUUAUUGGUGUACUUUUUGCUGCUCAAGAUACCACAGCUACUGUUAUGACUUGGGUGGUGAAGUACUUGCAUGAUGAACCAAAACUUCUGGAGUGUGUAAAGGCUGAGCAAAAGGCAAUUCACAUGGAAAAUGAUGGUAACCUAAGUUGGAAUCAGACUAGAAAUAUGCCAAUUACCAAUAAGGUUGUGUUAGAGAGCAUGAGAAUGGCAAGUGUCAUAUCAUUUCCUUUUAGAGAAGCAGUAGCUGAUGUAGAGUACAAGGGAUUCCUAAUACCAAAAGGGUGGAAAGCAAUGCCUCUGUUCAGAAAUAUUCAUCACAAUCCAGAAUUUUUUCCUGAGCCUCAUAAAUUCAACCCUUCAAGAUUUGAGGUUGCACCAAAACCAAAUACUUUCAUGCCAUUUGGUAGUGGAGUACAUGCAUGUCCUGGCAAUGAGCUUGCUAAGCUGGAGACACUGAUUAUGAUUCAUCAUUUGGUCACCAAGUUUAGGUUGGAAGUGGUAGGAAGAGAAUCUGGGAUUCAAUAUGGGCCAUUCCCAUUGCCUUUAAAUGGACUCCCAGUAAGGUGUUGGAGAGAAUCUAGCAGCAGCUAGAAAAAGCAUCAUUGAAAUAAUGACAUCAUUGCUGAGGAACAAUCCACUUUCCAAAGUCACAAAUUCAUCUUUUUGUUUUCUUUUUUAUAUUGACUAUGUAGUCAUUUUUGUCACCUCUAUCCUACAAAAUUCCCUGCAGGGUACCCUUAAAAAAAGAUGGGAAAUACCUCAACAGGAAAUGGACCUUUCAUUUACUAUGCAACCAUCAUAAUUUGGUACAAUCUAAAUAAAAAAUAAUUUAAUAAUACUUCUAUUUA
This is a messenger RNA of Cicer arietinum (chickpea), 1787 nucleotides long. Its product is annotated as abscisic acid 8'-hydroxylase CYP707A1-like. Gene Ontology annotation, molecular function: (+)-abscisic acid 8'-hydroxylase activity; iron ion binding; heme binding. The record is from RefSeq and is a predicted model, not a curated record. Lineage: Eukaryota; Viridiplantae; Streptophyta; Magnoliopsida; Fabales; Fabaceae. Gene Ontology annotation, biological process: sterol metabolic process.